Molecule: messenger RNA, 694 nt
Organism: Phoenix dactylifera (date palm)
Lineage: Eukaryota; Viridiplantae; Streptophyta; Magnoliopsida; Arecales; Arecaceae
Source: RefSeq, a predicted model, not a curated record
UUAUCGCCAUUGAACUCCAGCUUCCAUUCACAAGCCCAUGGCCCUGCCCUCCCUCGCUAUGAAUCUCUGGGAGAUGCUCGUCCGUCGCAGUCCGAUGUUCAUCUACAUGGCCGCGUGGACGGCCCUCAUCACCGCGACGGUGGCGGUGGCGGCUUUCUCUCCGGAGGUGGCGUUCGUGUGGGCCGUGUCUCCGUCGUCGUCCUUCGCACGGGGUUGCAUUGGCGUCGGUGGCGCCGUGAGGCUCCCGGUGGAAGGGCCACCAGGGGAGGUGGUGUGCGUGCCCGUCCACCUCUUCGGCCGCUCCAAGGCCGAUUUCUUAAUCCCUCCGCUCUUCGCCGCCUUAGUAGUCGCCAGCUCCGUCUGCUUCACCCGAGCCGUCGGGCUGUGGGAGGCCGAAGACGAGGCGCCGCUCAGCUAGCCUAACCAACAAUCCAAUGAAGCGUUCGAGAACGGUUUCUUCUUGAACCAGGAAAAACCUCUUUUGGGAGGGAAGCGCUGGCAGGCGACCCUACAGAGAGGAACAUCAAAAGCACUGUAGGGGAACAUCAAAAGGUCCGCCUACGGAGGAAUUUGGUUUGCUGGUUCGUUCAGUAGAUAAGAAACGAGAACUCAAUUUUACGUUGAUUCAUAAGACUUUAUAUCUGUCAAUGUCGUUCCACGACUCUUUUAGCAAGCAGCAUACCUAGUAGAAAAG